AUGAGUGAACUUGAUCCAAGGCCAGCUAUUUAUAGAGAAACUGUAAAUUUAACCUUAGCUCAUAAAAUUGUAUUUGUUGAAAGGACUUUCGCCACCUCAGAAAAGUAUGUUGGAAAGAAUGCAAAAUCUUCUUACUUCCCCUCCCUUAACGAACAAACUAUUGAAAAAAUCCAUAUUUUUUGAGUAAAGCCCUUCCAUGAGGAAACAAAAAUUUGAUAUAUAAGUGAUAAUUGUUAUAAUGAAAUUUCUAUCUGAUUCUGUUUAAUUUUAAACAGCUUGAAUUAUAAAACAUACAUAUUACAAAUUAAAAUAAUAUUUGCUUUUAAAUUUUGGAUUUUUUUAAUUUCAAAAACAAAAUUAACUCCCUUCAUAUGUGAAAAAAAAUUUUUUUGUUCGCUCACGGAGGGGUUGAGUUAGCAAAAAUGACACCCAUAAAGUGCUCAAGGAAGGUCAGUCAAAUCAUAAUCAAUAUUUGACCAAGGGCUACCAGCAAGAUAUUCCAAAUUGCCAAAUCUCUAAUGAAUCAGAGAAUGGAAACAGCCCAAAUGAAAAUCAAUGUUUAUUGGAAGAAUCAAAAGAAGGCUUCGAGCAAAAAUGUAAUUAUCCUCAAAUGAAUAUCAAAUUGGCAGAUAAAGAGGCUGAAAAAAUGAAUAGCACAGAUGAAGCGCCAAACACAGCAGAAACUGAUAUUGAAAUUGAAGAAGCAAAAGAUAACAAAAAAAUUCAGAAAAAUACAGAGAACCGAAAAUGCUUUCAAUGCUGUGAAGCUUUUAAUCAAAACCACGAAUGCAAGUUCAGGCUUUGUGAUAAUUGUAAUCAGCCUGGACACUUUUUUAGAAAUUGUCCUUGGAAAUCAAUUUCAAAAUCCACCUAUGAUGGCACUCUAUGCAGUCUUUGCCAGACAAGGGGGCAUAAAGCUGCAAAUUGCAUCAAAAGGUCUUAUCCUCUCUCAAAAUCCAGUGAAUUUAGUAAUGCAAGAUGUUAUGUAUGCAAGAAAGUUGGCCAUCUAAACUGUACGGUAGAAGAUGUCGCCAGCUCUUCAGAGUCAGACUCAUCAAGUGAUGGAUAA
This is a messenger RNA of Blepharisma stoltei, 1069 nucleotides long. The record is from the annotation of a GenBank genome assembly. Lineage: Eukaryota; Ciliophora; Heterotrichea; Heterotrichida; Blepharismidae.